AUGAGGCGUCGUUGCAGAGGCCUGCUUGUUCCUCCUUUGAUAUCUGCACACGUCUUAAUUGAAACCUUAAACAGUGGCACCAGCCUGCUGCCCUUUAAGAACACAGAAGUGGAGAGAAAGGAACCUCAGGGAGGAAUUAUCUCACAGACAGAGAUCACUGGGACCAGGGGCGAGAUCCACGUAUACACUUCCCGCUGUCCUGCGCCUCUCCUCUGGCUUCCACCGGCCAGCCUGAGCUUCAAGGUGAAGGAGAAACUGCUGCAACUCCCUCACGCCAGUCAGAGGUUGGCCAAUUUCAGUAGAGAUAAAACUAGAUUGGAUAUAUCAGCUGCUGGCUACGUAAGAGCGGGAGCCUGCCCGCCUAACCUGUUGUCCGCUGCUGUCUGGUGCUCCCAGCGCUUCCUGGGCAAGCGACGGGCCCGCACUGCUGUCAGGCUGCCAGGCAAAUCUAGGCACCAGCUCUGCAAUGCCUUUCCCCCCACAGAACAGCCCCGGACGUGGGUCAAGUACAUCAGCACAAGCAGGGGCGUCUUUUCACUGACAUCAACAAAGGGCUCCUGUCACGUGUGGCCCCGCAAGGCUGGGGGGUGGCGGGGAGAGGAGGAAGUGCCAGGGGCAGAGGGGAGUCCUGGGGAGAGAAAGGUGCGGUCGGCGGCGGCCAAUAACGAGGCCUCCAGGGGGAGGAGGAGGAAGGCGAGCCCCUGCGGCAGCCCCCGUGGAACCGCACCCCGGCCACGCCCUGAGCCCGGGGUCGGGGGGCAGCUCCCCAGCCCGAAGCCCCCCAGGCACACCUUGUCAUGGCCUCCAGCCACACACAGAACAUACUGGCGCCCUCUGGCCCGGGCCCGACGCCCCGCCCACAGCCUGAGAAGCCAAAGCCAAGAUGCCCACUUGGAGCGGAGUUCCGGUAGAGCUGCCGGCGGGCCUCGGGCUCCUCUCGCGAGGCUCUGUCGGGGGCGGAGUUCCGGUAGAGCUGCCGGCGGGCCUCGGGCUCCUCUCGCGAGGCUGCGUCAGGACGGCCGGUGCUGCGCAGGCCCCUGCAGGCCGCACCGGGCCGGGGCCCUCAGAGCAGCAGGCAGGCGUCCUCACGGAAGGGUUUCUGUCAGGCAGAAGAAGAAUAUCAAACAUUUGUCACUCGGCGGAGAUCCCGUCCCUAAGCUGCGUCACUCACCAUUUCUAAAUGUUUGCUUACCUGAGGAAAUGCCUGUAGCAAGACCCCAGGAUUCAAUUCCUUACCACACUGAGACCUUCUCUAUUCCUACUGUAUCCUGCUGCUCUGAAUGGCAGCAUACAUCCCCAAAGUCAUGUGCUCCUUCCUGUGCCUCGGACCCAGCCGUGGGCCGCAGCCGCCUCGGCCAGCAGGCACAUUCCACCUUGAAAUCCUGAGCGCAGCGUCUCCGUAGACUGUCACCUCCUGCCUGAGUCCACAGCAAGGGGAAGCAGCAGUGUGGAUGGACUCCACUGUCCAGGGAGCACCUCUGAGUCCCCACGACUCUUCUUGGACAUCAUAAGUGGAAGGAACGCCUUCAAAUAACUGGAAUUUUGUGUUGUUGUGGCGCUUUUUUUUUUUUUUUUUUAGUCAGGAAGUGGAGCAUUAGGAGUACUUACUCUGAUUUUAAAAUUCCCUCCUUGAGUCUUUUUUUCUUUUUUUAUCCUUAUGUCAUGGAAUUUUUUUACUGCUUAUAUUUGGAAAUACUCAAAACUGGUUAGAAUUCUCACGAGAUGGUAGCUAAGAACUCAUAUGCUCCGUAUGAAUACCAAACAAAUUACAAUUUUUAAAAACAGAAUCAAAUGAGUUUGAAACAAUGGUCAUGACCCUCUCAGUAAUCUGAUGAAAAAAAUGAAGGUAGAAUUUCAAGGAUCAACACUGGUUUAACAUUUCUCCAAGUCUAAGACACUUGGCCUCAAGAAACACCCAGAAAGUUCUCAGCAGAACAAUUAGAACUGGUUGCCAAUUCAAGCCCCUGGGAAUAGUCCAGGGGGAGCAAAUUAAGAAGUUCAAGGCCAGGGAAGCUUAGGCUCUCUAAAUCAUGUCUCUCCUGCGAUAUAUACACUAGGACUCUGAGGGAAUAUGUCCAGAACACAUAUGAAAAUAUGAGACUAUGACUCACUGGGAUUUGAACUGCAUACACAGAUUUGUUGUUCAACCACAAAGAGGUGUUAGUUGACACCAUGACUUUGGAAAGGAGAAGAUGUACGAGCCAGAUUUCUUUAUUUUGAGAGAGAGAGAGAGUGAGCGCAGGUCCGGGGCGGGCCAGAGGGAGAGAAUCUUCCAGCAGCUCCUGCGAGCACAGAGCCAGCUCCCACACAUGAGACCAUGACCUGAGCCUCACUGACUGAGCCACCCGGUGCCGCAAUUUACCUGGGUUCUUUAGUCAUUCGUAUACGCUUCAAAUCCAUCUUCACUUCCAUGUGGUUCUAUAAUCAUAAAUAAGAUAUGUAGAAACAA
This is a messenger RNA of Canis lupus familiaris (dog), 2449 nucleotides long. RefSeq lists its product as uncharacterized. The coding region runs from base 1 to 1386 and encodes 461 amino acids. Lineage: Eukaryota; Metazoa; Chordata; Mammalia; Carnivora; Canidae. The transcript has 8 exons. The record is from RefSeq and is a predicted model, not a curated record.